UUAGCUACUGAACCUCUGUCGAACGCAAACAACAAACCUCUCUAGCUAAAUAAAAUGUCUUCCCCUCUCGACUCCGCCACCUACCCACCGCCGCCGCCGCCGCCGCCCUUCCCAAUCCUAACCUCCGAUAUCUCCGGCGAUCUAUCCCCUCCGCCCACCUCCUCCUCUUUCAGCCCCAGUCUCCUCAUCAUCGCAGCAAUCCUCGCCGCCGUCUGCCUCACCUCCGCCGCCAUCCACUUCCUCCUCCGCUUCCCCUACCGGCCUUCCUCUUCAUCCGCCUCCUCCACCUCCUCCUUGCCGCCCCUCAUUCGAUCCACUUCCCAAGCCUACGAAUGCGCCGGAUCUGGAUCCGGGCCCUCCACCUCCUCUGACUGCGCCGUCUGUCUCUCCCGCUUCCGCCCCGGCGACGAGCUCCGCCUCCUCCCGGCCUGCCGCCACGCCUUCCACUCCCCCUGCAUCGACACCUGGCUCCGCUCCCCCGCCGCUUCCUGCCCCCUCUGCCGCUCCCCGGUCCACCUUCCUUCUCCUCCUCCACGGCCGCCCAUAGCGGAGGUCGAGGGGAGCCAGAGGGCGUGGCUGAAGAACUACGUCGACCGGUUGGUUUCCUCCGACUCAUCGCGCCGUUUCUCCGCUAGGUGGAUCCGCCGCAUCGACGGCACCGGGAACCUGGACGCAUCGGCCGUCGGCACCAGCGGCGCCCACCACGCCUCCCGAUGGACGACCGAUCCAGUGGCAGUACCGUAAAUAAAAGCAAGUACAUGGGCGAAAUCGUGCAGGUGUCCUCUGCGGUGUGGCCGCUCCAGGUACCGAAGCUUCUUCCGGAUUAGUGUUGCCCAAAGAAAGGACACGGUACGCUGAUUAUUUACGAUAUUUUGCCACUGAGGCAGUUCCGCAGUUCCGCAGCGAACUCGAUGUGUUUCUAUUUUGAAAUCAAAUUAUUAUUAUUAUUACAAGUAAAUAAAUAAUUAUAUAUAUAGAAGCAAACCGUUACGUCGUGUCGUGAUCGAGAAAAUAUCACUUCCCCCAAAGUUUGAAAAGUCAACAGUAUGUUGAUAAAAUAUAAUUUUUUUAUUAAUCAUGUUUACUAUCGAGGAGGAAAAUAUGGGUUUAACUUGUUUAAUGGA
Zingiber officinale is the source of this 1124-nucleotide messenger RNA. RefSeq names its product RING-H2 finger protein ATL46-like. Bases 55 to 744 code for a protein of 229 amino acids. The transcript has a single exon. Lineage: Eukaryota; Viridiplantae; Streptophyta; Magnoliopsida; Zingiberales; Zingiberaceae. The record is from RefSeq and is a predicted model, not a curated record.